Cylicostephanus goldi is the source of this 270-nucleotide messenger RNA. NCBI's taxonomy places the organism in Eukaryota, Metazoa, Nematoda, Chromadorea, Rhabditida, Strongylidae. The record is from the annotation of a GenBank genome assembly.
AUGGUUGCUUUUGUCUUCACCAUUCAGGUUUGCGCAGCUUUUCUCAUUGGAGCUGCUCCUGCUGUCCCUGUCUUGCCUGCUCCUGUAGUUGCUCCUGCAGUUGCUCCUGCAGUUGCUGCACCUGCGAUACCAGCUAUUCCCGCAGUGCAUACCGGUCUUCCUGUUGAAGUUCGAAAUACCAUGCUUACUUCCGAUAGAGAAACUGGACACUUUUCCGGAACCCUGCACCGCUCAUCAGACUUUGGAUUCCCAUUUGCUAAGAAAAGCUAA